Myotis lucifugus (little brown bat) is the source of this 561-nucleotide messenger RNA. It is a transcript of the gene CIMIP4, whose product is annotated as testis expressed 33. The record is from RefSeq and is a predicted model, not a curated record. The transcript has 4 exons. NCBI's taxonomy places the organism in Eukaryota, Metazoa, Chordata, Mammalia, Chiroptera, Vespertilionidae. The coding region runs from base 1 to 561 and encodes 186 amino acids.
AUGGACUCACGGCCUGGGUCCAUGAAGAAGGGGGACAACAGAGUCUCCCCAAGGGAGAGCAGGGUCACUUUCCAAGAGGGGGCUCAGCCAUGCGAGGGGCUGAAGGAAGGCCCCAACUCCGCGGCCGAGGGCCAGAAGAGCAGCGUCAUCCCUGACAACAUUCGCCACAAGUUUGGGAGCGACGUGGUGGACCAGCUGGUCUCCGAGGAGCAGGCUCGAAAUGCCAUUGGCGAGGCCGUCGAGGGCCAGAAGAGGGCAAGCUCAUGGCCCAGCAGGCGCCAGAGUCCCGCGGAAAUCGCCUCCAUCUUCUCAGACUACUACGAUCUGGGCUAUAACAUGCGGUCAAACUUGUUUCAAGGGGCCUCCGAGGAGAUGAAGAGCCUCAUGAAGGCCUCCUACACCCCCGAUGUGAUUGAGAAAUCCGUGAGGGACAUUGAGCACUGGCAUGGCAGGAAGACGGACGACCUGGGUCGGUGGCACCGGAAAAACGCCAUGAACAUGAACUUGCAGAAAGCACUGGAGGAGAAAUACGGAGAAAAGAGCAAGGCCUCCAAGUACUAG